This is a messenger RNA of Ilex paraguariensis (yerba mate), 1068 nucleotides long. The record is from the annotation of a GenBank genome assembly. NCBI's taxonomy places the organism in Eukaryota, Viridiplantae, Streptophyta, Magnoliopsida, Aquifoliales, Aquifoliaceae.
AUUCGUUUAUAUUUUGUGUUUGCGUAUCGAGUAUUUUUGACUUGAGGACAAGUUAUACUUGAUUACCUACCAUAAAAUUCGUGACAGGAUCGAAUCUGUGUUGCCGAGUCGUCAAUUGCCACCCAGAUCGAUUUAGGCUUUUGUUGUGUCAAUUUAUAUGCAGGGAAGGAAUUGCAGGCGUUAAGGUAACCGGGUAACCCGUCUGAUAAGUACCCGCUGCCGGGAAACAAUUACCUCGGACUCCAUUAUUAAUCUGCUCGAACAGUCGCCGACUUUUGGACAACACAGUUAGAGCCAGAUCUAACCUUCCCUUUCCUCCUCUGAAUUGCUCUGUUUCGUCGACUUACUCAUAGAUAGGAAAGUAGCAAAGAGAUGCAGAAACUGGGUGAUUUGAAGCUUCCCCAUUUCUUCAAUUAUCCUCCAUACUUCACUUUGCAGCCGGUGAGGGACACUCGAGAGAAGCAGGUACAACUAUGGAAGGAGCUGAUACUUGAUUAUUGUAGAACUCAAAAAAUAUUUGUAAUUGGAUUGGAGGAAGACUUUCCACUAUUCACUAAUUCUGUCAUUGAAAGGUCUCUUAGUCAUGAAGCUAGGGUGGCAUUCCUCUCAGCCUUAGUUUCAGAUGGGCGUGCGGAAUGGAUGGAUAAAGGUCAUAGAAAAUGUCUUAUUCUUUGGCAUCGGAUUCAAGAAUGGGCUGACUUGAUUUUACGCUUUGUGAAGGAGAAUGGAUUAGAGGACAGUGUGAUGACGGUUGAGGAAAUACGUUCAGGGACUGAAUCCCGAGGAACAGAUCUUCAUGGGAUGGAUCGCACAGUUUUGAUGCGGGCUCUGAAACAACUAGAAAAUAAGGGGAAGCUUGCAAUCUUCAAGGGAACUUCGGCUGAUGAUGAAGGGGUGAAAUUCUCUUUAUAACGUUUCUGCUCUCACAUUUUGCUGGUUUCUUGUUGUGUACUAUGACCUAAGACAUGAUUACAAGGCGUUUUGUUGUGAUUGGAAUUGAUGUUUCUACCUAACAACUAAAAUUGCACUAUCUGAAUAAGUUAUUUUUUGAUUGAUUUGAAAAAUGAU